Messenger RNA from Gigantopelta aegis, 687 nucleotides. Its product is annotated as protein Fer3-like. The record is from RefSeq and is a predicted model, not a curated record. The transcript has a single exon. Lineage: Eukaryota; Metazoa; Mollusca; Gastropoda; Neomphalida; Peltospiridae. The coding region runs from base 1 to 687 and encodes 228 amino acids. Gene Ontology annotation, molecular function: protein dimerization activity.
AUGGCAGCAGCAACAACGUUCGGAAAGAGUAGACGAAUUCUUCCUCAGCUUUCCGCCUACGCCCUGGACACCGAGACUGAUAUCAACCAACUAAUGUCGACGUUUAACGUGGACAUCGCCGUCGCCAGCUUCAGCAGAAAGUUACAACCAGUUAGCGACAAGACACUGGACUUCCUCCCCCAAUCACUUUACCCGUCGACUUCACUGGCUUCCCUUACAGACACAUUCGAGUACGAGGCUGGGUCGAGGGCGACGUUCGACACACCCUACUCCGACAGCGACGGUACCCCGAGCACCCCGCUCACCCCGCACUACAAGGGAUACACGCACUUCACAUUCCCGGACGUCAGCCUUCCAGCUCCCGCCGCCAGGGCAUGCGAGAAAGACAAGAAGACGAAAACAUCUCCGAGGAAAGCCAGCAGCUCGGCCAAGUGGGCGACGGGCAGACGGGGCAGGGGGGCGUGCAAACCCGUCACGAAGGACGUGGAGCGCAGGAGGAGGCUGGCGGCGAACGCUCGAGAACGCAGGAGGAUGGAGAGUCUGAACGUGGCCUUCGACAGACUUCGAGGAGUAGUGCCCUCUACCGGUAAUGACACUCAGCUGUCCAAGUACGAAACUCUGCAGAUGGCGCAGACAUAUAUCGUCGCGUUACAAGACGUUUUACACAAAGAGGAAGCCGCCAGCUGA